AACGAACGAAGCCGCUUCAGUCCGCGUUCAACCACCACGACGAUCGCUCGCUCCCGUACUUUCAAGUGUUUAUUUCUAAAGCUACACUCUCGUUCGGACUUCAAAGACCGCAGCAGCGGCGGCAGUGAUAGUGUACGGAGUGUGGUACGGUAACCGGCGCAACGGAGGCGGUGCAAGGCAUGUUGAUGGCGGGCGCCCUGCCGGCCGAGCCCGAGGGGCUGCUGGCUCUAGGCGCGCUGCCUGGCCAAAAAGACACGACCUGGACGAAAUUAUUCGUCGGCGGACUCCCGUACCACACCACAGACAAGAGCUUAAGGGAACAUUUUGCGGUCUACGGGGAGAUCGAGGAGGCGGUCGUCAUCACAGACAGACAAACGAGCAAGAGCAGAGGAUAUGGCUUUGUGAUAAUGGGUGAUCGAGCGGCUGCAGAACGAGCAUGCAAGGAUCCAAACCCCAUCAUAGAUGGUAGGAAAGCAAACGUCAACCUCGCGAUACUUGGAGCGAAGCCUAGAGGGAAUCUAGCGCCAGGGUUUGGUCUGGCGGCAGCGGCGGCGGCUGGAGUCCGUGCCGGCUACCCGACUGUAUUACAAUCGCCUUAUGGGUUGUCACCUGGAUACGUGUAUGGAGCGCCGGGAUAUGUCGGUGCUGUUGGCGGGGUGGGAGCAGGUGUGGGCACAAGCGCGGGGGGUCUAGUGCAGUUACCACAGCUGCAGCACGCCGCGGCGGUAGCUGCUGCGAACCACCUAUAUGAGUAUCAAGCGGCAGCCGCGCAAGGCGCAGCGGCCUACCAGCAACAGUACGCGGCGGCAGGAUUUGAUCCAUAUGCUACUGCUGCAGCAGCAGCGGCAGCAGCAGCCAGUGGGGCUGGGUACAUGUCUCCUUACUACGCUCUGCCAGGCGGUGGCGUGCAAGCUCCACUCCUUCCCCCACUGCCUUAUCCUCCGCCUCUCCAAGAGGCACGGAUGCAGUAAAUUUUGAAAUUUAAGAGUACUCAAUGCUGCUGUAGCAAUACAGUACUUACACCUAAAAACAAAAUACGGCAAUAUCUCAAUUCUGACAAAAUUUGCCCUUCUUGGGAUGUCAUAUAAAUAUCGUGCUGGUUCUUGCUAAAGCAGCUUUGAUUAGUAAAACAAAUAUGUUUAGAUGAAAAAAUAUUAUGAGACGGUGACAAAUAGUUACAUUUUACUUGCGAAGGCAGGUGAAAGACAGCCAGUCUUAUCGUCUGAAGAGUGACGUUCAGGAAAGCCAAAUAUUUAGACUAACAUAGAUGAUGUCUAGAACUAGUUGAUUUUUAACAACCAAAAAUAUUAAUGAAUGACCAAAGCUAUGAGCUUUUAUGUUAGAAUUAAGGAGCCAUUGGGUACUUAAUUUACUUUGAAGAAAUAUCUACUUGUAAUAUCCCGUAUAAUGUUUAGGAAUAAGUAUAUUAAAGGCACUAAGUAUAUAGCUGUGUUACAAAGUUCUUGCCUCAUCCAUCCGACUUCCCAACAUCACACAUAUUUUCCUACUUUUUUAUACUAAAUAGGUUAGUUAGGUGUACUUCUUAUUGUAGAUGCAAUUUUGCUUUUUAAUAUAUUCGAAUAUUGAAACUUUAUAACGGUAUAAUAUAAAACCUUAAAGCAAAUAGCUGUUCAAUGACAAUAAAGAAAGAUAAUUUACAGCAUUUGAAGCAUCAUUACGCCUCUUAUUGUUAAGAGAAAUCUGUAAACUUGUUAUUUAUUUUAUGGCAUAAUUACAUAGGUACCUAUGUUAAUAUUUUUUUCUAAUGAUUAAAAAAAAUGCAAUUUAAAAAAAUAAAAACUAUUAUCUAAACUUAUUUAUGUUCUAAUUUUUUUCGUUUUUCUGACUACGUAUCUAUUGAAGAAGAUAUAGGAUUACGAUUAUGAAUUAUUAUAUAAAGAACAUAUUACGCUGUCUCUACUAAUUUUUUUUUUUAUAUUAUGUAAGUAAACCAUUCAAUACCAAUAUUAUAUAACCUCAUUCUUCAGAUAUGCAAUGGAUAAAGACACAGACAAAAGAGAAAGAAAUGUUACAGUGUAUUCUGUUAUCUUCGUGGUUCUUGUCUACAGUUGUUAAUAUUUUUUUUAUUAGAUGUUGCUUAAUAAAAUUAUUUUAUAAUAGCUUUAAUAUACUUGUGUAUUUUGUUCGCAAUCGUAAUCACUACGUCUAUAUUUGGGUCAAUGAAAUUUAUGGAAGUUCCUAUAAGUUCAUUAUUAAAUGUUUCCGUUAAAUCUAAGUAAGCAGGUAUUCGAAAAGGUUGUAAUAGCCAUAGUAUUAGUUUUGUGUAAAAAAUAAAACAAAUGCAUUCUUUCUUAUAGGGAAUCUUACACAAAACUUUCGAAUGUAUUGUGGCGUUACUGAAAGGUCUACUAACAAUAUUCACAAAAAUCAUAAUGGCGGGAAAAUAUUUUUUUAAGAUUUUAUUUUCCAUCCAUCACCAUAGACUAAAGCAGAGGUGAAGUUUGUUUAUGUAAUAACACCAUGGCGACCUCGUCAUUAUAAAAUGAAAAUAAGUUUUUCUAUCAAAUACCUACUUGUAGUCUGGUAAAGAUUUUCAUAUUAUUUAUAUUUAAUAAUUCCAUAAAAAUAGUUGAAACCUAUAAAAUAUACUUAUCUAAACAAUCCCAUAUCUAUUAUAGAACCAUUUCCUCUAUCUUAGUAGCAUAGUUCUAUCAUCUUAAUCACGGCCGAGUUCUCAAGUCUAAAAUUUUGCAGCUCCCGCCGAAGAUUCGCAGUGAUUGUUAAGUUACUUUAAAGUGUUGUGACUUCGUUUUGAAGCUGGGUAUUUCACUAUAAAUGUAAUUGAUCACAUAACUAUGUACGUAUGCAGGAAAUAUUUUACUGUCUUCUGUGUUGAAACAUCUAGUGCUGUGUAACUCUAGAAUUUCUAGUUCUAUAAAAUGUCCAUGUUGCUCAACAGGCCCUGUUAAAGGCUUGGUUUAGCUUAAGAUUGAAGGAGAUCAAUAAAGGGCUACUAAUUAAAAUAUAAUUAUAAGUGAUAUCUUAAUCGCCGUAUUACGAAAACAUGUUUUGUUUAGGCCCUUUUAAUAUUAUUUUGUUCUCCAAAGCGGUAUAGGGUACUUAUUAGUUAGAAUAAUUGAAUUACUAGUCCAUGUAAUUUUAAUGUAAUGAUUAUAGGCGUUCAUCGGCCGUCCUAAUUUUUUUAAUAGAAAUCUCAAGAAAUAACACGAGAACGAUUCGGAAAGUAGGUAGGUACAUUUUAAUUGUGGACAAUACUGAAAAAAAUAUUGAUAUUGUCUAUUUCAAAACAAAUAAAGAUAUAAAUUCUACACAACUUUUGUGUACUGAAUAAUAAAUUGCAAUUGGAUUAUAAGUACUUAGUUUAUUAUAAUCCACAAAAAUUAUCUUAGGUACCUACAUUAUAUCUAAAGGGUUGGCCGGGAACCUACCUAGUACAAGUUAGGGACAUUUAGAGUAUAACUGAAAAUUAGUUCGUAAGUCUUAUUUUAAUUAUAAAAAUAUGCUGUUAUUUGUAAUUUAUUUUGUUGAUAUUUGUAAAUCUACAUGUUGAUAACUAUUUAUUAUGUGGAAGAGUAUGUAAUAAAAAAUUGUUAAAUAUUUACGGGCCGAAUCUAAUCUCUCUUGUUGCGUCUCGGUUUAUUCGAGUUGAAAUCGCGAUUCGGUCUAAUAUAUUGUAUUGAAUUAUACACGAUAAUAAAUAUACAUUAAUAUAAGUAGAUUAAAUUAGAUGCAUAUACCAAAUGGAACAUAGAAUCAUGUUAGCCAUAAAUGCGGCCAUCUUGCCUUAAAAUGCAUAUUGAUGUACUUAUAGUUUAUAUAAAUUUAUAUGACAUUAUAUUACACAUAUCAUCACAAAUACAGAUAUACAUUCAUCAGAGUGACGACUACAGUGGGUAGUUCUUCUCUGAUCAGUCCAUAUUAUAGUGCAUUUCAUUUGACAGUAAUUUUAAGCACAAUCUAUAAUAGAUAUCUAUCUAUAUUACUUACAUACUUAAAUGAAUGUAAAUUCAUAAUAAAUACCUAAUAAUUGUUAAAAUUAAUUUAAAAAUAUACUACUAUGUACUUAAUUUAGGAUAUUCUAAAAUGGAAAAAUAAAUUUUUAAGGUACUUA
Galleria mellonella (greater wax moth) is the source of this 4093-nucleotide messenger RNA. Its product is annotated as RNA-binding protein 24-B-like. Gene Ontology annotation, cellular component: cytosol. The transcript is spliced from 5 exons. The record is from RefSeq and is a predicted model, not a curated record. Bases 180 to 971 code for a protein of 263 amino acids. Lineage: Eukaryota; Metazoa; Arthropoda; Insecta; Lepidoptera; Pyralidae. Gene Ontology annotation, molecular function: RNA binding.